GGGGCUUGCAUGGCGACACGGAGAAGGGGUCAUGAUGGAGAGAUGCAGAGAGAAAGGGGGAGAGAGAAAAAAGGAGCAAGACAGGGAGAACUGAGAGGAGCAUCUGAGAGGAUAACUGCCUGUUUGCACACUCUUGUCUUCUUGCUCCCCCUCCUGUCCAUUCACUUCCACUCACAGCACAAACGCUCAGACAGCUAGGUAGGCACAGCGGAGCUCAGAGCUCUGAGGGAUGGAUAAAAAGGUUCCCACGUGAAAGGCAUGAAUCCACGGGAGAAGAGGAGGGUGAGAUAGAGAAAGACACAACCAGAGAGGAAAGAAGAAAGUGGUGAGGAGGAGGAGGAGGAGAGGAAAGGGGAGACAAGAGAGGAGCAGAUGGACUCUGCACAGUGGAAGGGAAACGGUGUGAAGCUCACCGAGCAGCAGUGACAGAGAGGUGGGAAUAAAAGCAAACACGAACGCCAGAGGGAUGGAAGAAUGGGCUGAAGAGACGUGAAGGAAUAGCCGAGAAGAGGAGGGAGCGUUUGUGGGAGACAGAGACAACACAGAGAGAAGCAGGAAGAGAGAGAUGUGGAGCUCACGCUGUCUUCAACCAUGAGAGAAUGAGUCACUGAGAGAAGAGCUUAGAAAAGAAAGAAACUGAGGGAGAUGAAUCAAAAGGAAGGUAGGGAGAACAAAACACAGUGAAACAGAUAGCCGUUUAUAGAGAAACAGGAAGGCCCAUCCUAUACUUUGGCCAUCCAAUCUCCUGAGGGCCCAUGGGACAAAGCAGGUGGAGAGGGAUGGUCUGCCAAGGAGACAAGUAGCCAAUGUGAUGGACACAGAAAGGAUGGACACUCUGAACUCCCUUCCCUCCUGUUUAUUUGACAGUAACCUCCCAAGCCUCAUCAAGAGUUCAUCUCCCUGGAAAGUUAAAGAGAAAUGGGAAUAAGUUUUCAGAAGACAUGGAGCCAUAUGGACACUUCUCACAAGCUCAUUUUAAAGAAAAUUUGAUGCUGCAUAUAUUUAUUUUUGUACGAAGGUAUGAGUAGAGACCCAUAAAGUUUAUUCGCUGUGUUUAAUAUUACUACACCUUGAAGACCUUGAAUAUGGUAAUCAAUCCUUUCUAGAGGACAAUCUUAGUUGGUGUACAGAUUUGGGAUUACCUGAGCAGCUGCACACAGCUAUAACAGCUAUAUCUGCUCUGUGAUGAAACUGGAACUCAGUCAAUCAUUUGUACAGAUCUCUCACUGUUACAAUGAGUACAUAGUAAAGCGGAGAUCGCUUUCCUUGUUGACGCACUAACACAACUAGGCCUUCACAACAUCAAACUGCCUGUGGAUGUUGGGUGAGCGAGAGAGACAAGAGCAAUGGUGAGCAAAGAGCCCAGUCACUUGCUCACAGGCCAAACCAACGGCAAGAGCACCUUGGCAGACAAGUUGCCCGGGACAAUGACUGUGCGCUCUGUGCUGCUCAAUCGAGACUCCCCAGAUAUUGAGAGCCGCCUCAAGCGGCGCCGCAACCGCACCCAUCAGGUCCGUUUUAAAGACCUGGAGGAUGGCAGCAGCAGCAGUGGCAACAGUGGAACAGGAGAAAACAAUAGCCAUCAGAGGCCUGCCACAGAUUGUGACAGCCCACAUCCUCUUCGCAAACACAGCAGUAGGUCCCCCCAGCCAUGGAUUAACAGGGAUGGGCCACGAGCUGAGGGUCUGCCUGGCCAAACCUCUGUGGUGGGAGCUGUGCGUGGGGACAUGGCAAGUACUAUAGAGGUGGUGGCUGCUUUCUUAGCCAGGGCCCCUCCUCAUCCACUGACGCCAGGUCCUACACGUCGAUGCUGGGCACCACCUCAGACUAACUCCCUAACUUUGCCAAUGACACGCAGGCCCAGUACGAGCACCAGCACAGCAAUUCAAACCUCCCCAUGCCUGAAAAAGCCCCAGUCUCUCUCUUCAACACAUUCACGUAGCCACAGCCUUGGGGACUCAGUGGGUGUGGAUGGGGAUGAUGAACAUGACUCUCAAGAUGAGUAUGUUUCGCAUAACCAUGUGUUGUUGCCUGGAUCCAAGGAUCAGAAUGGUCCUCCUGGGCCUGGGGAUCGAACUGUGGUAGAACGGAGGUCUAAAGCCUCCAGGACAGAAAUCAAAUCAGCAGUUAGUGUUGUAAAAAACUCAAGGCACAGCUGCCCCCCUUCGGUUCUUCAUAACAUUGAGCCAUGCCAUUUUUCCUCUGUAUCCUGUCGAGAUGGCCCUAAGCGUCAGGGAAGCAGCACUCCUUCUGUGGUGAGGAGGAGAAAGCGGCUGAAUAGGACGACAAGUGAUCCUGGGAAGGAAGUGCACUACUGUACCACACUCACUCAGACCGAAAGCCCCAGUCCAUCCCCACAACCCUCAAAUACCAAACUCUGUACCACUCAAGUUCAAACUGAGAGCUCCACCACACCUUUAACUUCAAAGUAUUGCACCGCCCAAAGUCAAACAGACAGUCAGCAUCACUCUUCACCUUUGAGUGACAAACAACGCAGAACUCAAAUUCAAACAAUCCACUCUUGUCCAACCCUACCUCCAAAUGCUGAACAGUGCACCACUGAAAUACAAACAGACUCAUCUUGUCACUCUCCUGCAAAUCAUCAGCCUUGCACUACGCAGACACAAACUUGCAGCCCUUGUGCUUCCCCACCUCCGCCAGCAUCAUCCAGCUCAAUGCCAGUUCAAUCUGAGAGUCCUGCACCCCCAACUACGAAUCAAGACCCUCUUGACACUCAAAUAACUACUGUGCCUUACUGUACCUCUCCCCCAACCACAAGUGCACCAACACAGACCCCUGAACACUGCUCUAAGCGACCCCUCUCCUCUCCAGCCAAGCCAGCUUGCACCACCCCACCUCCACCGACAGAACUGUCCAUUCCUUCCUCUACUUCUGCUUGUACUACCGUCCAACACCCCAUUCCCUAUUAUACAGUUGUGUCACCACCAACAACCCCCAACACAGCUACGGUCUGCUCCAGUCCUUCCUCAACUGCACCACCUUGCCCCACCCAAAACUGUACCUCCCCUAUCUCAAAUGUAGUACCAUCAAUUGCCCUGACCUGUUCCACCCCUACCCCAACGACAACCCCUAGUGCGACUCCCUCUGAUCCUACCAUACAUCCAACCACUGUUCCAAAUGUUACACACCAACCACCACAUAAUGCCACAAAUGUUACACCUCCUACAAAUCUAACACCCUGCACAUUUUCAACUCAAACUGCCCUGUCUUGCACCUCCAUAUCAUACUACUCUACCACACAUCCAAUUGGUCCCCAUGGCCUUCAACAAAACUCUACGUCACCUUCUUAUGCCACUCUCAUACAAACUGUAUCUCAUUGCAACAUCCCAUGUCAAGCUCUGCAAAAUACCUCUGCUGCUAACACAGGAAUUACCCCUUACGCCUCUCCAGUCCCCAGAAUGAAAUCUUGCACUUCUCCGCCUCCACUUGUGAAAACAUAUGCGUCCACUGUUCCAAAUACACAGCUGUGUGCAACACCAACUAAAGCUGUUCCUUUGUACUCUUCCACAUUUCGUGCUGCGCCACCAUACACCCCCCCCUCUCAGGCCCCCUACAAUGCUCAGGAUAAGAGGGGCAUUCGACUUCCACCUCCUCCCCCACCACCUCCACCCUACACACCACGCAAAAAGGGAAGUGAUCCACCAGGUCCUACAAUCCGAACACCCAUGCUCAGGGCAGACAGCAAGGCCAUUAAGAAAGAUAAAGACAUGGAUGAGAAAAAGGAAGAUGUAAAAUGUACAGACUCACCCAAGCUUUGUGAGAGAGCCAGCUCUCUGAAGCACAGAGCUCAAACUCCACCAGUUGCUGUGAUGAAGGGAGAGAAACAGUCCUCCUCCUCCUCUCCCGCCAAGGCCUGUUUUAAACCCAGCUGUCUCAGCUCAGCCCAGGCUCAGCUUGGGGCACUACACAAAAUGCUCUGCUCAGGAGCCAAUUCCAGGCCCAACACCCCCAACAGCCAACACCCACUCCCUCCAAACCAGCAGGGUUGCUCUGGAGCCAGGGGCUGCGCUGCUUCGGGGGAGCGACCUACAGCUGGGCCCCUGUCUGCCACUCAGGCUGACACACUAAGACAAGUCCAAGAAAUUCUGGGAGGGCUGGUGUCUGGGGCCAGGUGUAAACUGGACCCAUCCAGGGUGACAGAAAAGCUGCUGAGUCCUAAUGGACCCCUACAUGAUAUUCGCAGCCUGCAGAACCAACUGCACAGCCUGGAAGGGGUUCUGGAGACCAGCCAGAACACCAUUAAGGUUCUACUGGAUGUCAUUCAAGACCUUGAGAAGAAAGAAGCCGAGAGAGACGGAAGACAUUCCUACAGGACCGGACAGGACAUUGAGAACUGUGGGACCUGCAGGGACUGUGCCUGCAUCAUCUACAGUGUAGAGCAUGACUUUCGUCUGCAGGAGGGACAGGUGGUACGCACAUGGAAGGUCGGCGACCCUCCUGAGGGCUCGCCACAGCCCGCCACUCCACAGUCCACCACACCUCACCAACAAGACUCCCCCCAAGCAGUGCGACCCCCUGCCACCACCAAGAAGAACAGGAAGAAAUGUUUCUGGUUCCUCUGAGUGCUAGAGGAUGGAACAACUUUGAUACUGUAAUGCACUGCAUACCCUUCUCAGAAAAACUACAAACGAUAAACUAUGGAGAUUUGACGAAAAAAAUAAAAGAACAAACUGGAGAAUUUAAAUGCAAGCAUCCAGCUGUGGGAGGAGAAGGAGUUACGAAGGUUAUGAUUUUAGCCGUUGCUGAUGGAGUUGAUGAGAAUGGUUUGACUGGGGCACACAUGUUAUUACUGCUCUUAAAAUGCCUCUUCAGCACUUGUAGGUUUGAUACUGGUGCAGGGAAGUAAAAGUGCUGAAGUCAAAUAAAAGCAAAAGUUCAGUCUACAAUAUGACUCACAGUUAGGGAGCAAUUAGGAGAUAUAAAGAGAAUAUACUGUGUGGAGGGUGGAACAGGGCAAGGGGCAAAGUACAAGAGGCAAUACAGCAGAGAGGAUGGAGAAUAUUUAUAAAAGAUGAAAUGAACAGAGUUUAUAGACAGAGAAAAAGAAAAAACAGACAGGAGAGGAAGGACUCGUCUUCAUUAAUGGACUAAUGAGGGUCAGAACACCAGCUUUUAUAUCCAGAGACAUUUAAAAAAAGAAUUAUGACCUGUAUUUAAAACUUUUAAUAUACUGUAACUGAUGAAAAACUACUACACAUGUGUACACAUACAGCACACACGCAAACACACUCAAAAAAAUGAACAUGACAUAUUUACAUAAAAGGCAUUCUGAAAUUGAGAAAAAGAGUGAGCUGAGUUCUGUACAUAUCAGAGCUGUUCUGCUUGGAUGCUAUAUUUCAGAUAUGGAUAACUGCUCUAUAAAAGUAUUU
Messenger RNA from Scatophagus argus, 5390 nucleotides. Its product is annotated as mucin-5AC. Gene Ontology annotation, biological process: inhibitory postsynaptic potential. Lineage: Eukaryota; Metazoa; Chordata; Actinopteri; Scatophagidae. The coding region runs from base 1347 to 4583 and encodes 1078 amino acids. Gene Ontology annotation, cellular component: postsynaptic density. The transcript is spliced from 4 exons. The record is from RefSeq and is a predicted model, not a curated record.